Molecule: messenger RNA, 1477 nt
Organism: Saccostrea echinata
Lineage: Eukaryota; Metazoa; Mollusca; Bivalvia; Ostreida; Ostreidae
Exons: 5
Coding region: 101-982 (293 amino acids)
Source: RefSeq, a predicted model, not a curated record
GGGUGAGUCGUUGCGUUGUGACAACAGCUCACAGUAACGGCAUCAGUCGUAGCGAACGGACGUGCAAAAAUUUCAGAGCGAAAAAAACUGAAAAUUGACAAUGAAACGACGACUUUCAUCUGAGGAUUCCUGUACUGAAGGGAACAUAAUGACAAAGAAACGAAAAACCAAAAGAGGAAAGAAAGGCGGGAGGAAGCAUAGUCCUCGUUCGUCCACUGACUCCUCAAAAGUUCCCCGAACACCACGGUCAUGUGUGUCUGAUACUAACACCUCUUGCCACAACAGUGAAUCUGUAGGCAAACUAUCAGUUGCUGAGGAAUACGCAUUAAUUUCUCAGGAGAUAUGUGAUUCGGAAACUGUUUGUUUAGUUUCACAGACAGAUCUCUGUGCUGAAAACUCUCUUGACAUCAGUGAGGUUACAGGCGAUACAAAUGUUACAGAGGAGCUGCAACAAGUCUUUCAAUCAUGUUAUGAUGCAACCAGUGAAAGCAACAAUGAUGCAUGCAUUCUCUCACAAACAGACAUUCUUGGAUUGUUGCAAGGAUUGAGCAACACGUACAAUCUAGCAGAGGUGCCUCUGCAGGAGCAACCUUUUCAUGUGGUGUCAGACGGUUCCUCCAUGUACUUGGUAGGCCCUCAAAAUCAGAUCUACAUGUCACUGGUACCACCAGCUGGAAGAACUGCUACAACAGACUCUCAUAUGGUGUGCACUGUUCACGAAAACCCUGACCAUUCUAAUCAGCACACAGACAACACCAAAUAUUCGCAGCAGUUCGUUUCCAAGUCUUUUUCUGAGAGAAUCAAGGAAAAGCUUGAAAACUGGUAUUAUGCGACUAUGGAUGUUGAUCGGAGAGAGGCUCAUCUACUGAAAUAUCCCUCUCAUCUGCUGGAGUGGUCUGAGCGUGUAAAAUUCAGGCACGAGCGGAAGUGGAAAAUGCUAGACUUCCAUGAGCCACACUACAGUGAGUGGGAUUUUGUUUGAGCAGCCUUUACCUUGACGGGACAGUUUAUUGUUUGUUGUGGUGCUAUAAAAGAUCACUCUGUUACGAACCAUAUCAGCCCAUCGUUUGUCUUUCAGGACAUUUUAAACUUUUGAAUAGACAAGUACAUUGUAUAUUUUUGCUUUUUAUUUUUUUUUUUAAUUUAUUUUAUAGUUUGUAAACUCUUCCUCGGCAAAAUAAUGUUUGCGAUGAAAAAUUUUUGGCAGACAGAAAAUUGAAAUUCAAUCACUAUAGAAAAGCUAUUCAGUAAGCACUGUGUGCUAUCGUAUGAAAUACUUUGAUAUCUUUAUUACCAUAAAUAUAUUUUGAUUUCAUUUUUAUUUUUGGCACCAAGUGUAUCUUAAAAUUUAACGCUUUUAAUUGGAAGAUUAAAUUGGUAUUGGUCUGUCUGUAUAUCCAAGUGGCCGAUUAGAAGAAUUGCUUUAAUAUACUUGUUAAUAUUAUGAUUAUUAUAAAAAUAAAUUUGUUUUACAUUA